Molecule: messenger RNA, 583 nt
Organism: Drosophila erecta
Lineage: Eukaryota; Metazoa; Arthropoda; Insecta; Diptera; Drosophilidae
Exons: 3
Coding region: 1-528 (175 amino acids)
Source: RefSeq, a predicted model, not a curated record
AUGGAUCAGAGGAUAGCCAUUUUUGCUGUUUCGGUAAUAUUUAGCUUUUUGGUCUGCGGGGAGGCGAACCUUGCUAAAAUGACGAAUGCAGUGUGCAAGUCCUAUAACGAAUCGUGGGUGGUUAUCCAUUACUGCCGCCUGAAGGCCUAUUCCCGAACCAAGACCAGCUUGAACAUAAAUGCCACGUUCAUAGAGCCAGCCAAGAAAAUACACGUCCACGCAAAGAUGAUGAAGAGGGCCAAUGGGUAUAAGCCCUUUUUGUUUGAUUACACACUCGACGCCUGCCUUUUUAUGCGAAGGCGAAACCAGCCGUUCGCCAAAAUCAUUUGGAACUUUAUCAGGAACGUAUCCACGGUCAACCACACCUGUCCGUACGAGGGCUUACAGAUGGUAAGCGACUUCCAUCGCAUUGAAGUUCCUGUUCCACUUCCAUCUGGAGAGUACCUACUCUUACUGGAUUGGUUAUUCGAUUUGAAGCCCCAGUUUGCCACGAAUGUUUAUUUCACCUAUGUGGAGGAUAUUGCUUGAGUUGCUCGAAGGAUACUCCACUUCUGGUUUAAUAUAAUCUUCAUAAACAAGGUAU